GCAGGGCGUGUCCGGCGCCUGCGCGCGGCGAGCCGCGGGUCCCGAAUACAAGAUGGCGGCGGCGGCUGCCAGGGUGAGGCAGCGGUGCAUUGGCGGCGGGAAGCUGAGCGACCCCCAGCGACCCCAGGCCCCGGCCGCAGUGCCAAUGCUGCAAAAUGGCCAAUGAGAACCACGGCAGCUCCAGGGAGGAAGCUGCUCUGAUGAGCCACUCUCCCGGCACCUCCCACCAGAACCAGCCAAGCUCCCCCAAACCCGCCCGUCUGGUGCAGGAUUUGCCAGAUGAGCUGGUGCAGGCGGGCUGGGAGAAGUGCUGGAGCAAACGCGAGAACCGCCCUUACUACUUCAACCGCUUCACCAACCAGUCCCUCUGGGAGAUGCCAUUGUUGGGGCAACAUGACGUCCUUUCUGACCCUCUGGGUCUGAAUGCUGCUCCGAUGCCUGCCGAAGGGGGAGCCGGUGAAGUUGCCACUGCUGAAAGCAGGAUGUGGAAACGGAGGCUCUCUGAGGAGGGUCAGCCCAGUGGCAACAGUGCGAAAAAGCCCAAGAUAGAGGCACCAGGAAACCCCACAGCCCAGCCAGUCCCAAACAUUUCCAGCACCCCCGGGACGCCCCUGCUGAAGGUGUGGGGCAUCUCUCCUGAAGACAGACAGACGGCUCUCUUGCGACCAACCGAAGUCUACUGGGACUUGGACAUCCCAACCAAUGCAGUCAUUAAGCAGAGGGCACCCUCAGAGGUGCUGACCCCACACCCAGAGGUGGAGCUGCUCCGAUCCCAGUUGAUGCUGAAGUUGCGGCAGCAUUACCGGGAGCUCUGCCAGCAGCGAGAGGGAAUCGAUCCACCACGAGAGUCCUUCAACCGCUGGAUGCUCGAGCGAAAGGUGGUAGACAAAGGGACGGAUCCGUUGCUACCGAGCAACUGCGAGCCUGUGGUGUCUCCUUCCAUGUUCCGAGAAAUCAUGAAUGACAUUCCUAUCAGAUUGUCGCGAAUCAAGUUCCGGGAAGAAGCCAAGCGGCUGCUUUUCAAAUACGCUGAGGCUGCAAAGCGGCUCAUUGAAUCCAGGAGCGCCUCUCCAGACAGCAGGAAGGUGGUGAAGUGGAACGUAGAAGACACCUUCAGCUGGCUGCGGCGGGACCGCUCCGCCUCCAAGGAAGACUACAUGGACCGCCUGGAGCACUUGCGCAAGCAGUGUGGCCCCCACGUCUCUGCUGCAGCAAAGGACUCGGUAGAGGGCAUUUGCAGCAAGAUCUACCACAUCUCCCUGGAGUAUGUCAAGCGCAUUCGCGAGAAGCACCUGGCCAUCCUCAAGGAACACAACAUAUCCGUCGAGGUAGAGGCUCCUGAGGUGCAGGACCGGCUUGUUUACUGCUACCCGGUGCGGCUGGCCGUCCCAUCUCCCCCGCUGCCAAACGUGGAGAUGCAUGUGGAAAACAGCCUGGUCUGCGUGCGCUACAAGGGCGAGAUGGUGAAAGUCAGCCGCAGCUACUUCAGCAAGUUGUGGCUGCUCUAUCGAUACAGCUGCAUCGACGACCCUGGCUUUGAGCACUUCCUGCCGAGGGUUUGGUGCCUUCUCCGCAGGUACCAGAUGAUGUUCGGCAUUGGGCUCUACGAAGGGACCGGCCUGCAGGGGGCUCUUCCCGUGCAUGUCUUCGAAGCCCUUCACAAGCUCUUCGGGGUGAGCUUUGAGUGCUUCGCCUCCCCCUUGAACUGCUACUUCAAGCAAUACUGCUCAGCCUUCCUCGACACGGACGGGUACUUUGGGUCUAGAGGGCCCUGCCUGGACUUCUUCCCCAUCAGCGGCUCGUUUCAGGCAAACCCCCCCUUCUGCGAGGAGUUGAUGGACGCCACAGUGUCCCACUUCGAGAAACUCCUGGAGGCAUCCAGUGAGCCCCUGUCGUUCAUCGUCUUCAUCCCUGAGUGGCGAGACCCCCCGACGCCGGCCCUGACCCGCAUGGAGCAGAGCCGCUUCAAGCGGCAGCAGCUCGUCCUCCCAGCCUUUGACCAUGAGUACCGCAGCGGCUCCCAGCACAUUUGCAAAAAGGAGGAGAUGUACUACAAGGCAGUGCACAACACGGCGGUCCUGUUCCUGCAGAACGGCGCAGGCUUCGCCAAGUGGGAGCCCACGCAGGAGCGCCUGCAGGAGCUGGCCACCACUUACAAGCACUCGGGGCGGACCCUGGCCGCCGCCACCGCCGCCGCCGCCGCCGCCGCCGCCUCUUCGGCUUCGGACAAGGAUCAGGAGGUGGUCCAGGAGCAGAGCACCAGCCGAGAGCCGACCCCCAACUGAUAGUGGUGGCCGGUGGGCAGAGCAGGACAGUCGGGCUGUUCUGAAGCAGGAGGGGGGCGGCUGGCCUCAGCACGCUGGAACUGAUGGCUGGUAGCAACGCGUCGCCCUCCUGCCCCUGGGCGAGCCGCAGGUCUCCCCCCUCGGGCUGCGCCCAGCAGGGCAGGGCCGCUGUCCCACCGAGCCCCCGGCUGAGGCGGGGGGGCGGCCAGAGAGCCUGCGGAAGCAGGGGGGCUGCCACCCGCUCGCGGGGGGGCGGGGCGGGGCGGGGCCCUGCGCAUCAGCCGCGCAAAUAGGUGUCCAUGUGGCGACUGCUCUUGUUGCCUCGCCCCGGUUCUCUCCAGUGUGCCCGCUGCAUACUUUCGCCGGCACCGUUUCUUGCCAGUUGCAGAGCGAAAGACUUCUGUGCGUGUGGGCAGACGGUCUCGGCUGCCCUUUCGUAGUUGUCUUCUUUCCACCGGGGGCCCCUGGCUUUCUAGGAGGGGUUUUGGUUUUUUUAAGGGUUUAAUUUAACUGUGCUAACCAUUUUACGACUUCUACUGAGAGAGCAAAGGAAAGUCUACUUUGGAUUUUGUUUCCAGUGCUUAGGAACAUUAAAACCAGCAUUACUGCGCA
Molecule: messenger RNA, 2897 nt
Organism: Candoia aspera
Lineage: Eukaryota; Metazoa; Chordata; Lepidosauria; Squamata; Candoiidae
Gene: PCIF1
Product: phosphorylated CTD interacting factor 1
Exons: 16
Coding region: 156-2285 (709 amino acids)
Cellular component (GO): nucleus
Molecular function (GO): RNA polymerase II C-terminal domain binding; mRNA (2'-O-methyladenosine-N6-)-methyltransferase activity
Source: RefSeq, a predicted model, not a curated record